Camelina sativa (false flax) is the source of this 854-nucleotide messenger RNA. NCBI's taxonomy places the organism in Eukaryota, Viridiplantae, Streptophyta, Magnoliopsida, Brassicales, Brassicaceae. The record is from RefSeq and is a predicted model, not a curated record.
GCAUGUUGCCCAAUUGAUAGAGUCAUAUAUUUAAGGAUUUUGGCUAAAUCAACUCAACAAGUUAGUAGCCAUCUUCCCUAGUUAAGAAAAAUAGGUAUCGUCGCUCAUUUUUUUUCCAAUAGAUUCCUCAUCAUUACGCAACAACAAUCACAUAGUAUAGCUAAUUCUCUUAAUAGAUUUAGGUAUCAUGAGUAAACCGAGAUGGUUUCAAGUAUUAACAGAGGGAAACUUAGAUGGAAACUGCGAAAAGCAUUGUUGUGGUUUCCGAAAAAACAUCUUUAGGUUCGAGUCCUGUGAUGUGGUGUGCCUCGAGGGCAUAAAUCCGUACCAUAUUCAACCUCAUGUUCGAGUGCUCACCAUGUUUGAUCUUAACGCCAUUGAAUUGGACCAAAUCUCUGAUCUCUUUGAUUGUUCCCAAAUUCAAAAUAAUGGUUACGUUGGAGGGAAGGAGAUGAUAGCGUUGAGGCCAUGGCGAGAUUGUGUAAGAUCUACAGAAGGUUGCACCAAACAUGUCGGUGGGGUUAAUUCCAAGUUCUGCUCUUUCACAUGCAAGAUCGAACAUGUUUUGGAGCAUGAAGGUGAUUUGUCCAGCAUUGCUAGACUUUGGUCGGAGAAUGAUUCGAGAGAAACAUCAGAACAUGUUGGUGAUCUAUCAAUCCAUCCUUGUGGUGAUCCAGAGAGAAUCUUUCCAUUCAAGAAGAGAGUUUUUUGACAGCGACGAAGACAUAUAUGCAUCCUACUAGUUUUAGAGAUAUCUCUUAAUUAGUUCUACACAUUGUCCACAGGAUUUUUUUCUUUUUUCUUUUUCUUGUGUGUGUGUGUGUGUGUGGAUAUAUAGAUAUAGCUUAAGAUCA